Molecule: messenger RNA, 1853 nt
Organism: Musa acuminata AAA Group (dessert banana)
Lineage: Eukaryota; Viridiplantae; Streptophyta; Magnoliopsida; Zingiberales; Musaceae
Exons: 10
Coding region: 117-1469 (450 amino acids)
Molecular function (GO): protein binding
Source: RefSeq, a predicted model, not a curated record
GUGUUGGAUGCAAGAAUUAGCAAACCGGUCUCCCCUGCGGCACACCAUAGUCUACUCGACUCGCUCUCUAGCCUCCGAAAGAUUCCCAUCUCCGCCCCAUCUCGGCCGAUCCAUCGAUGGCGACGACAGACUUCGCUUCCUUCUCUGUGCCCCUUCUCUCCACCAUCGUCGGCGGCGUCCUUAUCCUCCUCUUCUUUGCUGAUUACUUCCGCCGCAAGAGAGCCGAGAUCUCCACCAUCGCUGCCGCCCAAUCUCCUCAGCAACCGGACGCCACCAAACCUCCGCCCUCCUCGUCUUCCUCCGCCGUCGCCUCCAAGAAAACGCAUCGUCAAAGGCACCAUUCCCACUCCGCCACCGAUAAGGAUCAGAACCGAAAGCAUCAUCAUCUCGAUGUCAACACCUUGAAAGGCCACGGCGACUCGGUCACCGCCAUCUGCUUCUCCUCGGACGGCCAUAGCCUCGCCACCGCCUGCGCGGAUGGUGCGAUUAGGGUUUUCAGGCUGGAUGACGCCUCCAGUAAGAGUUUCAAGUUUCUGAGGUUAAACUUGCCAGCUGGGGCUCAUCCGACAGCCAUUGCAUUCUCCGAGGGGUCUUCUUCGGUGGUCGUGGCAGCUCAGAUGCUUUCAGGUUCGUCUCUUUUCAUGUAUGGGGACGUAGGCCCCAAGCCCUCUGCUGAAGGCAAGCAACAGGCAAAGCUUCCCCUUCCUGAGAUCAAGUGGGAGCACCAGAAGAUCCAUGAUCAAGGCUCCGUGCUGAAUCUUUCUGCAGUUCCUGCAACAUAUGGUACUGCAGAUGGGAGCAUAAUCAUCGCUUCGUGCUCUGAGGGGACUAGCAUCAAACUUUGGCAUGGAAAAAGUGGGAAAGAGCUGGGAACUGUUGAUACAAACCAGCUCAAAAACAACAUGGCUACAUUAUCUCCGAAUGGACGUUUUCUAGCUGCUGCAGCAUUUACUGCUGAUGUGAAGGUUUGGGAGAUUGUCUAUUCUAAAGAUGGGUCUGUGAAGGAGGUCUUGAAAGUUAUGCAGCUCAAGGGACACAAGAGUGCAGUGACUUGCUUGUGCUUCACACAUAACUCAGAGCAGAUAAUCACAGCUUCGAAAGAUGGUUCUCUACGAGUCUGGAACAUUAACGUUCGGUAUCAUCUUGAUGAGGAUCCAAAGACCUUGAAGGUGCUUCCAAUUCCACUUCAUGAUUCCAAAGGGGCUGUUUCUAACUAUAACCAUAUUAGUAUUUCACCUGAUGGAAAAAUUUUGGCCACGAUUUGUGGAUCUACUUUGCAAUGGUUGUGUGCUGGGACUGGGAGUGUUUUGGAUACAGCUGAUAAAGCCCAUGAAGGUGACAUUACUGGGAUUGCCUGGGCUCCUCAAUCAGUUCCAGUCGGUGGUGCACCUACCAUGGUUUUAGCUACAGCUGGUGCUGACAAAAAGGUCAAACUAUGGUUAGCUCCAGAAAGUAAUCCUUCUCGAUAAGGUUUACAAGCAAGUUUAUUCAGGAGAUUUCCAACCAGUUUUGCUGCUGAUGCUGUUGAAAUGGUUCAGAACUUUUGGCCAGCUUCAUGAUGACAAUUUUAGAGAUGACCAGCGGUGCACACAGAAAAAAUAUAGACAGAAAACAUCUAAAUCUUGUGAAGAGAUCUUAUUGCUAUCAGCCUGUGACUUGCAGUGUCAAUUUUCUUUUCUUGUUUCAGAUGUCGUGACAUAGUUUAGUCGGUCAACAGGAGGUCUGCUAGCUUUUUUCUUCAAUAAAUUUUGAGUUUUCUUUUAAGUUUGUCGGUGCAUGGAACACACAUGUUGAUCUUGCUUGUAUCCGCUAUAUAUGUUUCAUGUUGAGGUUCUAGUUUGGUUUAUUCUCAA